CCCGCGAAGAAGAAGAAGACGAGGCUUCCGGCCGGAGCCCUUAAAUACAAAACGCGGCAAAAUCGAAGUGAGUUUUAUAUGUGUAAACAAACGGCGGAGUCGUUUUUAGCAUUUGUGUUUACGUUCUACUUUGUCCGUGUUUAGUUCAACUCUUUCCCGAAAUGGACCCGACGGCCCGGUUUUUCGCGGCGCUCAGAAAGACGGCGGUGACCUUAGAGUCCGAAAGCGUGAAGCUCCGGCAGGCUUUUGACAACCGCAACAACGACGAAGACGGCGACGCCGAAGCGCGAGCCCUCCGCGCGUGCCACGGAGUGAACUGUGACGUCAGGGAGCUGAAGGAGCAGAUCCGGGGUCAGAUUGUUCAGCAGAGAGCCCAGGACACCGAGCUGGACAGCUUCAUUAAAGCCGCUCGAGUGAUGGAGCAGAGGCUUACCAACGACGUCCAGGCGCUGAAGGGACAUUGGGAGAAGUACGGCUACCAAGCUCCUCAAGACUCUCAAAGGCAGACAGAGACCGAAGAUGAAGCAGCGGCUGAAAUGGAGACUGAAGCCACAAACGAGGGCGUAAACCAGGAAGAGGACAAAGGCAGUCGCUCCUCCUGCUUGACGCCCGGACCCUCUUCCCUCGCCGACCCGCUGCGAACCCCUCAGCUCUCCGAUUUCGGCCUCUCCGAGGGGGAGAUUAAGAGAGCUCUGGCCGGGGUGGAGUGGUGCGCCGAGGCCCCCGUCAUGCCCGAGCUGAGCCUCCCUCACGCCUCGCUCAGAGCGCCGCUGCCCAUGACCCCCAAACGCACCCUGAGGAUGGACGACGACGAGCUGCAGACGCCUCAGAUGUCUGACUUCGGCCUUUCCGAGCACACCAUGUGUCUGAACAACGACUUCACCAUGGACCUGUUUCGGAAGAACGUUGAAAAGCUCCAAAGACCACAUCUAGAGAUGCCGGUACCACCGGUGAGCACUCUGAUGGAGGGUCUGCACGCUAAAGUGCAGGACUUAGUGUCUCCGGAGCCGCCUGCGUUUCUCACCCCGGGGUUCAAGAGAAAGACCAACCUGACCCCCGCCCAGAGGGAGGGCGACCCGGAGUUCCCCGGUCGCCACGGAAACCUUCCCGCCACCCCUGAGGUGCCUUUGUUUGAGGCCCCGUACAUGAACCGAAUGGCCACCUCCAGAAAGAACGCUCCUCAGCCGGAGCCCGACGGCGGCCCUCCGUCGCCUCGUAGCAAGCGGCGCUGGGAGUACAACGUGCCGGACCCCGCUGAGGACGAUCCAAUGCCGGCGAUGCCGAACCUGGAGUCCGCUUUGGGGAACUCGUUACAAACUAGAAGUACCAAAAUGCAGAAAAAGACUUUGGAGUCCGCCGCGGAGCCGGAGGGAGCCGUGCAGGAGUUCAGCCUGGGGACUCCUCGCCUCAGGGUGGACUACCAGGAGCCCAGCACCCCGGAGAUGCCCGACCUCAGCUCUGUCACUCAGGAUAUCUGUAAACUUCUGACCCAGGCCCAGCUGAAAAAGCCCUGCAUGGCGGUGGUGAACCCAAACGUCAGGCCGAAAAAUGACCAAAUCGGAGCUGCGAGGUUGUCUGAGGUGUCGGAGAGAGAGUUCCAGAGUCUUCCGAAGUACCUGAAGCAAAUGACUCUGCACAACCUCAACCAGGCGCUCCUCAACCUCAACAAGUUCACAGAAGAAGGGGAACAGACAGAGUUUCGGCUGGAGGACCUGAAGAGGAUUUGCGGCACCGGAACCAAGACCACUGCAUACAUCCUGUGCCUGACGGAGCUGAGGAGGCUGCAGCACACGGGUGGAGAGAGGAGGACCUCCGUGUACAAGCUGUGCUGAAGCCCUUUAGGGCACAGCUGAUUGUACAUUGUUUUGAUGCACUGCGCUGGUCUGUACAUGAUUGUUAAUAAAUAUAUGGGAUAUGCAAAUGUUUGUAAUAAAGUUUAACUGUAGGUAAAAGAUGCCAUUGCGUUAAUAAUUAGAAGAUAAAAUUGCUUUCAAC
Molecule: messenger RNA, 1995 nt
Organism: Pungitius pungitius (ninespine stickleback)
Lineage: Eukaryota; Metazoa; Chordata; Actinopteri; Perciformes; Gasterosteidae
Gene: ska3
Product: spindle and kinetochore associated complex subunit 3
Exons: 11
Coding region: 162-1832 (556 amino acids)
Biological process (GO): mitotic cell cycle; chromosome segregation
Cellular component (GO): spindle microtubule; outer kinetochore; kinetochore
Source: RefSeq, a predicted model, not a curated record